GCCUCCAUGUAAGGACCGUGUCACCCGCGGAGCGGGGAAUCACAGAGCUGUGUAACCCAGGCUGCAGCUGCAGCAGGGAGGGCAAGGGGAGUAGCACUCAGGCAGGGUGAGAGGAGGAGUAUCCCAAUGUGAAGGCAGAAAGCCCAGGGGAAACACAAGAACAGCAGAGGGCAGCCUACUGCCCAGAGAAACAAGCCACAAGCACAUGGCAGCGGAGCUCAGCCCUAGAGCCUUUUCAUUGGAGUGAGCGGCCCCCUCCCUGCUCUUAUACACAGCGCUUGCACGGAACUGCCGGGGGGACCGGGACAGUAAUGCCCCAGUGAGUGGCUUCAGCCCGCUGCCUGCCUGCCUGGCCGUGCCUCCGAGGGGAAAGAUGCUGUCCUUCUGGGUGCUGGAUGUGAGCGUACAGGGUGUGCAGAAAAGGAGGAACCCAUCCAAGCACUAUGUGUAUAUCAUUAAUGUCACGUGGUCAGACUCAACAUCUCAAGUUAUUUAUAGAAGAUACAGCAAAUUCUUUGACCUUCAGAUGCAAGUGUUGGAUAAGUUUCCCAUUGAAGCUGGACAAAAAGACCCAAAGCAAAGAAUAAUUCCUUUCCUUCCAGGUAAAAUUCUCUUUCGCAGGAGCCAUAUUCGAGAUGUUGCAGUGAAGAGACUGAAACCUAUUGAUGAAUACUGCAGGGCUCUGGUCAAGUUGCCAGCUCAUAUAUCACGGUGUGAAGAAGUCUUAAGAUUCUUUGAGGCUCGGCCAGAUGACCUGGAUCCUCCAAAGGAGGAUUAUGGAUCCUCCAAGAGAAAAUCAGCUCUAUCUUCUCUUCAAGUUUGGAUGUCCAGUUUGUGUGAGAUCCCUAAGGCUGACCCUAAAGGUGCUGACGGGAAUUCGGAGCCCAUCAUCCUGGAUCAGUACGUGGUCGUGUCCAACUACGAGAAGCAGGAAAACUCAGAGAUCAGCCUGAAAACCGGAGAACUAGUGGAUGUCAUUGAAAAGAACGAAAGUGGAUGGUGGUUUGUCAGCACGACGGAGGAGCAAGGAUGGGUACCUGCUACCUACUUAGAUUCCCAGGGUGGAACCAAAGAUGACUCUGAAAUUAAUACAUCCAAAUCAGGAGAUGUAACUAAGAGGCGCAAGGCUCAUCUACGGCGCUUGGACCGGCGAUGGACGCUGGGUGGCAUUGUCAACAGGCAACAAAGCCGAGAAGAAAAAUACAUCACCGUGCAACCCUAUACAAGCCAAGGGAAAGAUGAGAUUGGCUUUGAGAAAGGCGACACUGUAGAAGUUAUCCAGAAGAAUCUGGAGGGCUGGUGGUUUAUAAGGUACCAAGGAAAGGAGGGCUGGGCUCCUGCAUCCUAUCUGAAAAAGGCCAAAGAUGACAUCCCAUGUCGUAAGAAGAAUUUGACUGGUCCAGUUGAAAUUAUUGGAAAUAUCAUGGAAAUUAGUAACCUCCUGAACAAAAAGACUCCCAAUGACAAAGAAAGCCAGGGAGGAAACGACUCUGAAGAACAAACCAUAACCAAGAAAGAAAUCAGCUUGCCUAUCCUGUGUAACGACUCCAAUGGCAACUCUAUGAUGUCCCCAGAGAAGCAAAUCCCCAAGGUGACCCCGGGCUCCCCUGCUGUGGCCAGAAUCGCUCCACAAAGAAGUGAAAUAAGUGCACAAAUACAGGAGGGAUGGCAAUCCCAAGACCCUCCAACUGGUUCUCCAAAUUUACGAACAAAGCCUCCCCCUCGAAGAGAAUCUAGUCUGGGAUUCCAGCUACCCAAACCCCCUGAACCUCCUUCAGUAGAAGUAGAAUAUUACACUAUUGCAGAGUUCCAGUCCUGCAUAUCUGAUGGCAUUAGUUUCCGUGGGGGUCAAAAAGCAGAGGUAAUUGAAAAGAACUCAGGUGGUUGGUGGUUUGUUCAGAUUGGUGAAAAAGAAGGAUGGGCUCCAUCAUCUUAUAUUGACAAAAGAAAGAAACCAAACUUAAACAGGAGGACAAGCACAUUGACAAGACCCAAGGUUCCUCCUCCUGCACCUCCAGUUAAACAAAAAGAUUCAGAGGACGGCAUUAAUCCCCUAACGUGUGCUUCUACUGAACCCAAAGAUUCUCCAUCAAAACAAAUAUAUGAGGAGCCUGAAUAUGAUGUGCCUGCAUUUGGCUUUGAUUUAGAAGUAGAACUUAAUGUUACUAACCAGAGCCAUGGAGAAGAGCUUAUCCAGGAAAACCUGUUUCAGCCAUCCAGACCUUCUCCUGUUUCUUCUCUUCAAAGGCCAAAAUUUAGAGUUGGUGAGUUUUCUGAAGAUGUAACUAAUGAAGAGGAGACAAUUUAUGAAAAUGAGGGGUUUAGACCAUUAGUGGAAGAGGCUUUGUCGAGUAAGGAAUCAAGUGGUGACUCUGAUUCACAAAAGAGCUCUGUAACAAUUCAAAGAAAUUCCCCGACUGCAGUGUCUUCAAAACCUCCUCUACUAAAGUAUAAAUCAGAAAGAAAUGUCCAACAAGAAACAAAAAAUGUCUCCUUUUCAACAAGUGAGGAGAUAAAACCCAGGUCGGCUUCAGAUGUUGGUUUACGUGCUGUACCAAAGGUCAGCACAAAGAAAGAUGCCGAGCAAAAACAGGCAGUAGUCCCUUCAACAAGAGCAAAGCCAACAGUGAGACCAAAGCCUUUCUUAAGUAAAGCUGACUCCCAAAACCAGGAUAAAAUGGACAUAAGCAGUUUGCGGCGCCAACUAAGACCAACAGGUCAACUCAGAAGUGGACUUAAAGGUUCAAAAAGCGAGGAAUCAGAAAACCCACCAAAGACAGCCUUAGAAAAUGCGGAUAGCAAACCAAGAAGACGUUCUGUGGAUCUAACUUCCAAUACUUCUCAGACUUCAUCUAACAAUGACAAAAGCGAGGAAAGCGCAGAACAAAAGAGUUUUUAUACAGCAACAAGCACCUAUCAAAAAGUUUUAGAUUCAGAGAUCAGUUUCCCUGUAGGAGCCAAAAUUGAAGUUUUGGAUAAGCAAGACAGUGGGUGGUGGUAUAUUAAGUACAAAGAUUCUGAAGGAUGGGCACCAUCACACUUUUUAGAGGAAGUGGAUAAUAAGAAGGCAGACACCUCAAUAGCUGAGUCUGAAUCCACCAAAAUUAAAAAGAAUGAAAAUAAAUCAAACAGCUUGGAGAAGAUUGAAAAAAGAGUGCAAGCUUUAAACACUAUUAACCAAAGCAAACGAGCAACACCACCCGUUCCUUCUAGACCACCAGGUGGAUUUUCCAAACCUCCAGGACCAGGAAGCAAUGUUGUGAAGCUGAGGAAUGGAGUAAAGCAAGUAACUGUAAGGCCUCAGUCUGUGUUUGUUUCUGCUCCUCCAAAGGAUAAUAAUAUUUCUUGCAAUUUACGUAGAAAUGAAUCAUUGUCUGCCACAGACCACUUGCGAGGUGUUCGGCGGAACUCAUCUUUUAACACUGUCCGCUCCCAACCAAAUCAGACGAAAAUAAGUUCUUCUGCUAAGCCAGAUGGGGAUAUGUCCGAAUCUGAAACAUCCAUUAGGCCUUCUCAAAAGAAUGGCAUACCUGUGUCCACUGUUCGGCCAAAGCCAAUUGAGAAGUCUCAGUUCAUUCACAAUAAUCUCAAAGAUAUAUAUAUCUCCAUUGCAGACUAUGAAGGAGAUGAUGAGACUGUAGGGUUUCAGGAAGGGGUUUCAAUGGAAGUCCUGGAAAAAAACCCAAAUGGUUGGUGGUACUGCCAAAUCCUUGAUGGGGGGAAACCAUUUAAAGGAUGGGUACCUUCAAAUUAUCUGGAGAAAAAGAACUAGUCUCACAGUUCAACAUAUAUAUAUAAAUACAUAUAUAUAUUGAGAUCUUGAUAAUUUUUUAUGAGGUCUGUAUUGUUGGAAACAGCAACUGAAACAUGAUAUGUACAGGAUGAAGGCCACUGGCUGAGGAAUAUAUUUGUAAGAAUCACAGGGUAUGAGAUCCAGUCUCGACUACAAAUUAGAGUGCCUUCAUUUUCAGGUCUGAAACACUACAGAAUGUUUAGCAUUGUCUAGGAAGGUUUUUUGGUAAACUCAACAAAAUAUUGUUGAACGCCUUUCCUGUCAUUUUUCUGGUCUUUUUUCUAACGCCAAAAAAAAAAUGAUAAUAAAGUGUGUUUCUUGCCAAGCAAGGAAAUAAUUGCAGCAAAAUAUCUUUAUACAUAUAAAUUUCCUUUUUUUCUCUAAUACAUCAUUUUUAUAGGUUCUGAGGAUUAUGGGAUAAUAAUGUAAACUCCUAUCAGAGCCCUGCAUUGCACUUGUGCCUUUUAUUUGGCAUUCAGUCGCUCUGUCUUUGGAGAGGCUGUCAUAUAUUAGAUUCAUGGAUUCUAAAUCAUUUUUCAAACUUGUUUUGGAUGAAUUUGAUCAUUUGAGGCAGUCGCUCAACUUCUUGAUAAUCAGAAAAGAUUUGAAUCACAUUUACACAAGUGUUUCCUAUAAUCCUCUGCAGACAGUAGCACUUCCAACUAAACUGUGUCUCUUUUUCCUUCAGUGUUCACUUACAUAGUGUGUCCACCAAGCACCUCUGCCUUGUAUAGACAUUCUUUGGAAACAAACUACAUCCAGAAAGAUGUGCCAUUAAAUGAGUGCAUUCUUGGCUGCCUUGUUUACAGAAUAUACCAAUGAUUUACAAUCUGUAGAGUUUUAAUUUGUAUAUAUUGUCUUUUUUUAUUCUUUUGUUUUCCCAAAGCCCAUGAACUAAAAGUUAGUUGAAAUGAAACAGAGCAAUGCAAAACACAUUAACUUGCACUUCUGCAGAAAGGAGACCCAUAUCAAGUGCCUGGUUUCACCAUUUUGGGUGGUUUCUUUACAAAAAAAAAAAAAAAUCUUACAAAAAUGUUUUUGUGUGUAUAUAAAGAUGCAGCAGACCUGAGUGCACCAUAUGGCACACUUCUUUGAGAAACAAGGUAUAGUGUGUGUGAAGUCUGCUCCUUCUGUUUAUAUACAUAUGGAACAGAUGUCCAUGCUCCGGCACAUUUUCUUGUGACCAAAAAGAUGCAUUGAAUUUCCUUCCAUCUGUGUAUUCAUUUGUGUGUUUGUUCCUGGUACUCGAGUGUGUCUUGGGUUAUUUAUUCACAUAGACCUUAAUGGACAAGAACAUUUAAAUAAGACAAACACCUCGAAAUCAGGCAUUCUUCAUUCAUUGUUUUUGCAUUAAUUAUCCAGAUGAAAAAAAUCUGAUGUCGGUUUAUGUUGUAUGUCUCCCAUUGUUUUUGUAUCCCGGAAUUUAAGUUACUGUGUGAAAACAGCUACCAUGGUUAAUGUCUAACACAGCAAUAUGUAUAUAAUGUUAACAUGUAAUGCCCUAAUAACAGCAAAAAUGUUUCUCAGAGCCAAAAUUUGUAUUUUCUUAUGGGUUGGUUAAUGCUCUCCGGCAAGGCACGUGCUUCGGGCAGGCUUUGCUUCCCCUAAACCAACUUCUGUUAAAGCUGAAAGCUUCUGGCAAAAUUGUUAUCUGCAGGCCAAAUUCAUCAAAAGGUAAAUAUUUGCAGAGCCUACUUCUGUACCGAUUCUUAGAUAUUUAGAAUUGGAAAUAACGUAGCAACGUGUAUUAGCCCAGAUCAUGACUAGUUUAUGUUUCCAGUUAGAAGCAAGUUACAUCUGUUCAAUAGAGCUUAUUGGAUCAUUCCAUUUGGCAAAUGGCUAAGGGUUUUUUGGAUUAUCAGUGCUGGUAUCCAACUGGCUUUACAUAUUCUUUUCCUACUUUCUUUUGUGAAGGAAUACAGAGCAGGUUACUUUGCCGCGCGCAGGUCUCCCUGUGUUUGCACCUUCUCUGGCUGAGAAGAAGCUGUGGUUCUGCGGGUCUAGAAUAAUAUUUCAGUUCUGCAGUGGGUCUUGGUCAGUGGGGCUUUCUACUAGGCUUGGGCUUGGUUUGUAAUAGAAUAUAUUGUUUAAUACCUAUCAUCUGCCAGUAUUUCUACCUUUUCACCCGCUAUAACUGAAAAAAUAGAUGUAGCUCACCUACAAUUAAUCUUCAAUAUCAAUGUGGGCGUCACCUAAACACCCAUAAUACAAAUAAUAAAAUAGAUAUUCUGUAGCUCUAUUAUAGUGAAGAUGAGAUUUUACAAAAACCAUUAAAAUUAGGAGACCAUAUACUUCCAACCAUUUGGUGAUAUUGGCUGCAGACUAGUUAGAUUGUGGCUUUUUCUCUUGUUUUCAUCACUUGUGUUUGUAACCAACCAGUUGCUGUUAUUAGGGAUGUUGUUUUUUUGUUUUUUUUUUAAAUGGAAGCGCUAUAUAGUUCUGCUGGACAGUGUUAAAUAAAGUAAUACAUAGAAUA
Molecule: messenger RNA, 6269 nt
Organism: Xenopus tropicalis (tropical clawed frog)
Lineage: Eukaryota; Metazoa; Chordata; Amphibia; Anura; Pipidae
Gene: sh3pxd2a
Product: SH3 and PX domains 2A
Exons: 17
Coding region: 374-3772 (1132 amino acids)
Cellular component (GO): cytoplasm; podosome
Molecular function (GO): phosphatidylinositol binding
Source: RefSeq, a predicted model, not a curated record